Messenger RNA from Stylonychia lemnae, 495 nucleotides. NCBI's taxonomy places the organism in Eukaryota, Ciliophora, Spirotrichea, Sporadotrichida, Oxytrichidae. The record is from the annotation of a GenBank genome assembly.
AUGACAAUGGAAGAGCAUGCUAAUAUUAAACUCCCUAAAUCUGAUAGGAAAUAUCUCUUACAGUUGAAAGACUAGGAUUACUUAAAACUCUACUAAAUGAAGAAUCCGAUGCAUGAUUAAGAUAGAGAAAAGGUAAACUUACAUGCUCUGGAUCUAAGAAAUCUUGGUCAGAUUCCAGAAGAAACUUACUAAGAUUAUUAUAAUCGCUUUGAAAGUGAUAUUUUUAAGGGUUCUCAGAACAAGUUAAAGCUAAAAGAAGAAAAAAUGCGACUAAAUUUAUUGAAUAUUAGCACUAGAAUGGAUCAGAUUUAGAAAUAAAAGAUUGUUUAAGGAAGUGGAAUGAAGAGGAUUUUUUCAGAUGAUGGAAACACUAUUUAAAUGAAUAGAACUCAAGAAUUAAUUCCCAAGGCAGAUUUAUAAGAUUUAAGAGUAAAGUAAAAAUACUCUCUAUAUAAAUUAGCAUUGAAGGGUGCUAAGUAAGUAGAAGAUAAUUGA